Messenger RNA from Paralichthys olivaceus (Japanese flounder), 2473 nucleotides. RefSeq names its product methyltransferase like 24 (gene mettl24). The record is from RefSeq and is a predicted model, not a curated record. Lineage: Eukaryota; Metazoa; Chordata; Actinopteri; Pleuronectiformes; Paralichthyidae.
CUAACAUGCACACAGUUGCUCAGGUUAAGAUGCAGGCGAGCACACGUGUGCUGGUUUGUGAGCAGGGGGGUUUCUUGACAUGUUUGACUCAUUAACUUAACUCUAUUGAUCUGAUGGUGGACUUUGGACCUGGAGGGAAGGAGAGGCAGCACGAGAAGAAGAGAAGAGAACAGAAAGACAACUCCUUGACAAGAAGGAUAUGAAGAAUGGGAUAGAAUAAGCAAAGGACAAACACUUCUAGUUGAGGAGAUGGACUGAUGUGAGCCAGAGAGACAGAGAGGACCAAUAUUGUGAUUGGACAUGGGCAGAGAGCGACCAUCCCUGGGACUGCUGCUGCGUUUGGCUGUUUUGCUCACUGCUGUGUGCGUGUGCGUUCAUGUUAUCCUGGAGACAGGUUGGCCUGGAACAUCUGAACCCCGAGGACAUCCCUCAGCUGCGGGACGUCCCAUCCCGUCUGAUCAGAACCUGGGCCAACAAAGCAGAACCAAGCGGGUGUCUGCAGAAGUAGAGGAGCAGGACAGGAGCGUCAAAAGGAGAAUCUCAUACGUUCGGACGCUGAAGAAGGAGAGUCCGACUAAGAAGAGGGACGAGGAUGGAGAGGCCCCCUCAGGUCCAUGCUGCCCUCCUGUUAGCCUACACAGAAAGAGUCCUCGGUGGCACAUAGAGCUGGAGCCAUGGGCCAGUGAGAGUCACUCUCUGGAGGAAGAAGCCAAAAGGUUCCUCAGCUACAUCACAACACCACAAGUGGUUUGUUCAUCGCUGGCUCGUGAAGAAGCUGCUGAGGGGUCAAAGGGUGCCUGGGCUGUGUGCCUAGACCCGAAGUACAGCCUGACCCACAGGAUACAAAGCAAACACUGCAGGAUCUACUCUUUUGGGUUGGGGGAGGAUGACCGGACCCUGGAGCACUCCCUCGCCAGCUCGGGGUGUGAGGUCCACUGCUUCGAUCCCGGGCUGAAGCAGCCUCACCUGCAGCAGGCCGACAUGUGGCUCCAUCGGCUCUCCGUGGACUGGAGGGAUCCCAACCCGGGCGUCGUGGCCCAACGUCAGUACGCCAGCACGAAGAAACUGGCCACCAUCCUGAACGACUUCGGACACAGACAGGUGGACGUGCUUAAAGCGGACAUGGAGAGCGCAGAGUGGAAGAUCUUGGAGAACAUGAUUCUGGAGGGAGUUCUGGACUCAGUGGGUCAGAUGCUGCUGGAGGUUCACCUGCACUGGGCUGGUUUCGAGGUGGGCGGCGACGACCCAUCAGUGGUGCGGUACUGGUUCAGCCUGCUCAAAGAGCUGGAACGUGCCGAGUUUCGCCUCUUCCAUGUGUACAGUGACCCGGCCAAGCCACACCUCUUCCUGCAUAAGAACAUCCUCAACGCCAGCAGUGUUUACACGCUGAGCUGGGUGAACACGCAGUGGAAGCCUUGAAGGACGCCAGACUGACAGAAACAAAUAGAAAAAUUGCAGAAAUGGCCUCUGGAUUUGUGUAAGAUGGAAUUUUUCAGCGUGAGCACGAAUUCUUGCUGUAGCACACCUGCUCUCAUCUGGCUUGACCUUUUCGUAAAGCUAAAAUCGCUGCUCCCACUUAUCCUCCCGCUCUCCUGGCCUGUAAUGACCUCAGUCAUGUAGAGGGGCAGAGUAAUUGCCUGCAGAGGCUUCUCUGUGUUCUACCUCAUAGUGGCUGUGUUGUUGGCUGCAGGUCAGCCUCUGAGUCACACUCACCCAUGGCAGUGUGGUCCUGCCUGUUACUAGCCAACCUUUUCACAGACCCAAGAGACAGCAGCCGCAGAACAGUCGAUUAAUUCAUACACUUUACGUCAAAGGAGGAAGGAAGAUGGGAUCUGCUCUGGAGGCAGAAGAUAAGUGUCUGGAACACGGAACAUGACAAUAUUAUGAAUAACUGCAUUAUGAAAGUCUCACGUUCACAGCGUGUGUAUUGGAUAUUUCAAUGAGGAUGUGUGACUGAGAUUGAAAACGCUUCAAUCCCCAUUUUCCUUCCAAAUCAAAGAUUCAGGUAUUUUUUCUUCUUCUGAUAUUUGAUUGGCCUUUACCACAAAAUCAAAAAUGUAGUAAAAAAAUUGAACACUAAACAAAAAUCAAAAACUUACACAACUUGCCAAAUACUUUGAUAUAACUUAAUAAAACAAGGAAACAAUGAAUCGUUUGGUUUUUCUUUUCAUUAUUUGUGCUAAACUAUAUUACUAUAUAUGUUUCAAAUGUUUUAAUAUGCAAGAAUUUCUUCAUUAAAAUGCCUAAAAACAACUAGACCUAUAUAUUUUGUUGACUUGUGCAAUUGCAUUAUCCAAAAUGUUCCAAUGUUAAAACCCAGAGAAAACCUCAAUUGUAGUCAAGGUAACAGCUUGUUAAUUUUGGUCGCCUUUUUACUGUCAUAUUUGAUCGCAGUAUUAUUUAUUGCUAUAUAUUAUUUAUCUGUUGAAUGAUGUGAAUAAAACUUAAAAUAAAUAAUUUUUUAAAACAUUAA